Messenger RNA from Arabidopsis thaliana (thale cress), 674 nucleotides. RefSeq lists its product as uncharacterized. Bases 245 to 454 code for a protein of 69 amino acids. NCBI's taxonomy places the organism in Eukaryota, Viridiplantae, Streptophyta, Magnoliopsida, Brassicales, Brassicaceae. The transcript is spliced from 2 exons. The record is from RefSeq and is marked reviewed.
UAUUUUAGAACACAGAGUUAUGAAGUUAUCAUUAAUUUAGAACGUAGACUUAGCUCUCUCUAUAAUUUUCUUCAUACGCUCAAUAUGUUUCUCUUUUGGAGGUAUACAUUCCCUCACGAUCUCAACUUCAUUCAAGUUCUUGAUCCAUCUGUUUAAUUCUGGAAACGUAUCCUCUGGAGUCAUAUCAAUCCCCAAACAUUCCCAAGCCCGAGCAAGACAAAACGGGAUCAUACUUCCCGCAACCAUGUCCAAGAAUCCGAUCGUCUUGCCACCAAAGAAAUCUUUUCCAGUGACUUCCUUCUCAAGAAACAUAAGCAUUUCUCGAAUCUCCUCAAUAGCAACAUCUAUUCCCUUCUCUGCUUUUACUAGGGGCAUGAAGCCAACUGAGUACCUGCUCAUCAACGAACUUGGCCCAGAACCGAACCAUGGCCUUCUCGUAGGGAUCGUGAGGUAGAAUUGGAUUGUUAUUCCAAGUUUGGUCGAUGUAUUCGAGGAUCACAUGUGACUCGGAUAAUAAUUUAUCAUUGUGAACAAGAACCGGAACCUUCUUGUGAACCGGAUUUAGUUCAAGAAGUAAAGUGCUCUUUUUGGGUAAGUCUUCUUCCAAGUACUCGUAUGGUACGCCUUUAAGUUUGAGAGCCAUCUCGACUCUACGACUAAAAGGGCUUAUCCAA